Alosa sapidissima (American shad) is the source of this 3074-nucleotide messenger RNA. It is a transcript of the gene ajap1, whose product is annotated as adherens junctions associated protein 1. The record is from RefSeq and is a predicted model, not a curated record. The coding region runs from base 823 to 1950 and encodes 375 amino acids. Gene Ontology annotation, molecular function: beta-catenin binding. Lineage: Eukaryota; Metazoa; Chordata; Actinopteri; Clupeiformes; Clupeidae. The transcript has 6 exons. Gene Ontology annotation, cellular component: cytoplasmic side of plasma membrane; adherens junction; cell-cell contact zone.
UGGGCACGCGAAGAGGCAGGGAAUACGGCGCGCGGCGUACAUUGCGCACUUGGUCCAAAUGUUAAGUGUUUUUUUUCGCGUCCUCUGCCCGCGCUCAGCACCGCGAGUCUGCAAACUCAGACCUCUCAACCCUCCGCGUCUCGCGCGCGUUUCAUCAUCUCCUUCUAUUGAGUCUUCAAAGACGGAGGAACUAUCGAAUUAGUGCCAAGUCUGAUAAUGUCAGGCGCUUUGAGGAACGUCUAGGAAUUGUCCUUAUUUAAGUCUGUCGGCUGGACAUUGUCCUGAGCUUUUUGCGCUGGUAUACCACACAACAAUGACCAGAAGUGCGUGGUCAUUUUUCAGGCAGAACCCACGGGAAAUUUUUACGGUUCACCUCGCCGACCUGAUUAUGUUUCCAUAGCUUUUGACUUUUCGGUGGAGUAUAUUCCAAUGAUUUCAUAAACUUUAAUCGAAACACGGGCUCAGGAGAUAACAUUUGAGAAUAACUUAGACACAACCACCUGCCCAUGGUCGAGGGUUGUCAUCACCAACCAAGCCCAUACUAAAGGAUGAAAUAACUGGCAAGUAAUCGCGGACUCGAAACGUCCUUGUUUUGCGAGAUAUUUUGCAGUGUGCGCUGUAGGAGGAUUGACAGCGUGCAUCUGGAGUGCUACCGUCUACUUCGCUUUGAAGGAUAUUAAAGCCUUAUAAUGAAUGCGUUAAGGACAGUCGGAGUAACGUCUUUAACUUAAAAGUGUUAUCACAAGCAACUAUCGACAUUUGUGGGAUCGACCAUAAAUGGGAGGAUUCCCGAACCACUGACGCGGAUUCGGUGUCAAGAAAAUGUGGAUAAAACGGUGUAUCACUCGCAGCUCGGUUUGUGUGCAGUGGGGGGUGUUCUCCAUGUGCGUCCACGCGUGGCUACUGCUGACGGUGCUGCACCUGGCGGUGGAUGUGUGCCUGUGCUCGCCGCUGGCCCCUGGCCGCUCCGUUGCCCCGGGCCCCCGGCCCCUGUGGGCCCUGACUGGGGUGCGGGCGCCGUACUGGAGGACUCUGGGAAACCUGCGUCGGACCCCCCCUUCCUCCUCCUCCUCCUCCUCGCACCCCGUCCUCCGCUCCUCGCCCGGCGACCGGCCGGCCCGCGGAAGCCCUGAGCUGCGGUUGUCACGGCGACGGCGGGCCGUGCAGCUGGGCGGCGGGUGGUGGUCGGGGCAUGUGGAGCGGUCGCCCCUGGCGACGGAGGGUGGGCGCAGGGUCAGGGGUCGUGGGGGUCGCGGCCGGCGGCAGCUAGACGAGGACGGCGCUGACAGCACCACCACGGUGGCCGGCUUCAUCGACUGGGGGCCUACCGGUGCCGACGAGGUCCUGGAGGAGAACGGGGCCCGCGGCGCAGUGACGGUCACACGGCAACCUGUCACCACAACAACCCCGGCCCCGACAACCACCACCACCACCACACGCAGCCCCAGGCCGCGCACCGAACACACCACACACAAACCUCACCGGCUCACCACGACGCCCGCCAGCGUCGCACACACCGCCCGGCCACCGAGGCCCGAGACGCCAGGUCUGGCAGUGCACCAGAUCAUCACCAUCACUGUGUCCCUCAUCAUGGUGAUUGCUGCCCUCAUCACCACACUGGUCCUUAAGAACUGCUGUGCGCAGUCAGGGAACGGCCGUCACAGUAGUCACCAGCGCAAGAUCAACCAGCAGGAGGAGAGCUGCCAGAAUCUGACCGACUUCACGCCGGCACGCGUGCCCAGCAAGGUGGACAUCUUCACCGCCUACAACGACAGUUUACAGUGCUCGCACGAGUGUGUGCGCAACGCCGUGCCCAUCUACACUGACGAGAUGAUCCAACACACGCCCAUAUACAAAACUAGCUACAAUGGAAGCAGACCUUCGCCCAGUGAGCGGCAGCUGAUCCCUGUGGCCUUCGUGUCGGAGAAGUGGUUCGAGAUCUCCUGUUGAGCUCCUCCUCCGCCCGGGGAACGGGCAGACUAACACACGAGUGCCCAGGAUCCAUGUGGAAAACUUUUACACCGCGUGAAAACCAAUUACCGGAGCAAAAACUACACCAGGAGAAAAUGAAAGAAACAAAAAAAGAAGAGAUUUCUACCAGAACGGCUCUCUCGGGACAUGAGCAAAGAGAUUUAUUUUUCUAAAAGAAUUGCAAAGCAGAGCAGAGCUAUGGAUGCCACUCCUAAUUAUUUUCCAUAGACCUACGGCAAUUUAGAGAAUCCUUAGAGUUGAUAUAUAUAUAUAUAUAUAUAUACACACACACACACACAUAUACAUAUGAUAUAUAAAUGUACUGUAUGUGUCAGUGUGCACACGGAGGGACGGACUGACUGAUGUGCCAAUCACGCCACAAUGUGCCACAGCCUGUACAUAUGGACCCAGCCAGGGCGCGGGCGCGGGAGACCGCCACCCGGCGCGGCCGUGCCACACCGCGUUGCUCUGCUCCUGCACCGAGCCCACUGUCUGCUCUUAGACGCAGUCAACAUGUGUUACUAGAAGAAAAAAAAAAGUAUUUGAAUAUGUUUUGAAAUAGUUGAAGAAAUGUGUUGCAAAAGUCCAAAAAUAUUUAUAUCAACAACCACUACCGAGUUCUUCUAGAUAGACAAAAUAUGAAAAUAUUGAAAAACGACUUUACCCAAAGUUUAAUUUCAACCCAUUGUUCAUAAACUCCAUUUUGAGGUGAAAUGGUCUUCUCUAUUUUUCUAUAACUGGGGUCAGUGUGCUCACUAAUCUCAGCUGAAUCUCGAUGAAGUCGUCGGACUGUUAAUCUUAUCCCAUGCUCCAGUGAGACACUCCUCUCCCAGACUCUUUUUAAAAUGGUGUCCUCUACAAGACGCUUUUUAAAACAGUGUCCUCCAUGAGACACUUUUUAAAAUGGCGUCGUCUUUGAGCCGCUUUUUAAAACGCUGUUAUCUGAAAUUCUUUUUUUUACUCUGAAGCUCGGGAAGUUUCAGAGGUUUUCUCAUUUGUUCUCUCCACUCCCAGCUGCUCAGCCAUAUCCCUGCUGAGGAGAAGGGUGGGAGAGAGGGAGCACUGUGUCUCAUGGACAGACAAAGAGAGAGAGAGAGAGAGAG